This is a messenger RNA of Populus trichocarpa (black cottonwood), 3984 nucleotides long. RefSeq names its product probable disease resistance protein At4g27220. Lineage: Eukaryota; Viridiplantae; Streptophyta; Magnoliopsida; Malpighiales; Salicaceae. The record is from RefSeq and is a predicted model, not a curated record. Bases 1 to 3984 code for a protein of 1327 amino acids. Gene Ontology annotation, molecular function: ADP binding. The transcript is spliced from 4 exons.
AUGACCCUGAGCUUGAUUCCAUACAGAGCUAAAGGCCUUCUCGUUUUGUUCCUCGCUGAGCAAUCAACACCAGUGCUUUUCGCGCAUAUUUUCACAAAUUCAGACUGGUGGAAAAUGGCUAUCGAAAGUGUUGGUGGAUCCAUUUUAUCUAAGAUAGCAGAACUCUUGGUGGAACCAACAAUAAGGCAGUUCCGUUACAUGUUCUGUUUCAACAAUUUUGUUCAAGAAUUCAAUGAACAGAAGAAGAACCUGGCUUUGACUCUUGAUCGUUUGCAAAACGCUGUCGAAGUUGCUGAAAGAAAUGCUGAAGAAAUUGAGAAGGAUGUCAACAAAUGGUUGGAAGAUGCAAAAAACGAAAUUGAAGGUGUUAAUCGUUUGGAAAAUGAAAAGGGAAAAAAUAGCAAAUGCUUUAAUUGGUGUCCAAAUUGGAUACCACAAUUCAAGUUAAGCAAGGCCCUGGCAAAAAAGAUAGAGACUUUGAAAAAACUUGAAGAAAAUAGCAGAAAGUUUCCAAAAGUGUCCCACAAAGCACCUCUUCAAGACACAGAGUUUCUUCCAUCAAAGGGAUUCACACCCUCAGAAUCGUCAAAAGAAGCUUUUGAACAAAUUAUGAAAGCUCUCAAAGAUGACAAUGUCAAUAUGAUCGGACUGUACGGCAUGGGAGGGGUGGGUAAAACCACCCUGGUGAAAGAAGUAGGCAGGAAAGCCAAAGAGUUGCAGCUUUUUAAUGAAGUUUUGAUGGCUACGGUGUCCCAGAAUCCACAUGUCACAGACAUGCAGGAUCAAAUGGCAGAUAGUUUAGGUCUGCAUUUUGACGAGAAAAGUAAAGAAGGGAGAGCAGGUCGGUUAUGGCAGAGACUGCAGGGAAAGAAGAUGCUUAUAAUCCUAGAUGAUGUUUGGAAAGAUAUUGACUUGAAAGAGAUAGGGAUCCCAUUUGGUGACGCUCACAGGUGUUGUAAAAUUGUUAUAACAACACGUCUUGAAAACAUAUGUUCUUAUAUGGAGUGCCAGCAAAAAGUGUUUUUAAGAGUCUUAUCUGAAGAGGAAGCAUGGGCUUUAUUCAAAAUCAAUGCAGGUUUACGUGAUGAGGACUCUGACUUGAACAGAGUGGCAAAGGAGGUUGCGAGAGAAUGCCAAGGCUUGCCUUUAGCACUUGUGGCAGUGGGAAAGGCUCUAAAAGAUAAAUCUGAACAUGAGUGGGAAGUAGCAUCUGAAGAGCUCAAAAAAUCUCAAUCUCGGCACGUGGAAACAUUUGAUGACCGAAGAAAUGCAUAUGCAUGUCUUAAAUUGAGCUAUGAUUAUUUGAAGCACGAGGAAACCAAGCUAUGUUUCUUGCUAUGCUGUUUAUUUUCAGAAGAUUACAACAUUCCAAUCGAGGAGUUGACGAGAUAUGCAGUUGGCUACGGGUUAUAUCAAGAUGUGAAGUUCAUUGAAGGUGCAAGGAAACGAGUUUAUAUGGAAAUCGAAAACCUCAAAGCUUGUUGUAUGCUGUUAGGAACUGAAACUGAAGAAUAUGUGCAAAUGCAUGACUUGGUUCGUGAUGUUGCUAUUCAGAUAGCAUCAUCAGAAAAAUACAGAUUCAUGGUAAAGGCUGGCUUUGGGUUGAAGGAGUGGCCAAUGAGCAAUAGAAGAUUUGAAGGUUGUACAGUAAUUUCGUUAAUGGGCAAUAAACUAGCAGAACUUCCUCAAGGAUUGGUUUGUCCACAGCUCAAAGUUCUAUUAUUAGAACUGGAUGAUGGUCUGAAUGUUCCAGAGAGGUUUUUUGAAGGAAUGAAAGAAAUUGAAGUUUUGUCUCUGAAGGGAGGGUGCUUGUCAUUGCAAUCACUUGAAUUCUCAACAAACCUUCAAUCAUUGCUGUUAGUCGAAUGUAUAUGCAAGGACCUCGUUUCAUUGAGAAAGCUGCAAAGACUUAAGAUUCUUGUUUUCAUGUGGUGCGACUCCAUUAAAGAAUUACCUGAGGAAAUGGGGGAGCUCAAGGAGUUAAGAUUGUUGGAUGUGACAGGUUGUAUGUACGUUGCAAGCAUUCCUGUGAAUUUGAUUGGAAGGUUGAAGAUGUUAGAAGAACUAUUGAUCUGGGAUGGCAGCUUCACGGGAUGGGACAGCACAGGAGGAAUGAAUGCAAGAGUAACAGAACUAAAUUCGCUGUCUCAUUUGGCCGUAUUAUCAUUGACGAUACCGAAGGUUGAAUGCAUUCCCAGAGAUUUUGUUUUUCCCAGGUUGCUCAAAUAUGAUAUAGUGUUAGGGAAUGGGUAUUCAAUAACAGCAUACCCAAUCUUGACAAGAUUAUAUUUGGGUGAUAUCAGCGCCACAUCCUUAAAUGCAAAGACAUUUGAGCAGUUGUUUCCUACUGUGUCUCAAAUUGGUUUUAGCAACGUUGAGGGUUUAGAAAAUAUAGUAUUGUCCUCUGAUCAGAUGACCACCCAUGGCCAUGGGUCGCAAAAGGACUUCUUACAAAGAUUAGAACAUGUAGAAGUGGCUGCAUGUGGGGAUAUUCGCACUCUGUUUCCAGCAAAAUGGCGGCAAGCUUUGAAAAAUCUAAGGAGUGUGGAAAUUAAUCACUGCAAUUCAUUGGAAGAGAUAUUUGAAUUGGGUGAGGCUGAUGAAGGAAGCAGUGAGGAAAAGGAGCUGCCGCUGCUAUCAUCUUUAACGGAGUUACAGCUGUCCUGGUUACCUGAGCUCAAAUGGAUAUGGAAGGGGCCCAGUAGACAUGUCAGCCUCCAAAGUCUUAAUCAUCUGGAGUUGUGGUAUCUUAGCAAACUAACAUUUAUCUUCACGCCGUCCCUGGCUCAAAGUCUUAUUCAUCUAGAAACACUACGGAUAGAAUAUUGCCGUGGAUUGAAGCAUCUUAUCAGAGAAAAGGAUGACGAAAGGGAAAUCAUUCCAGAGUCUCUUCGCUUCCCAAAGUUAAAAACUCUCUCUAUAAGUGACUGUGAUAAACUGGAACAUGUCUUCCCUGUCUCCGUGUCUCCAAGUCUUCUGAACCUGGAACAGAUAAAGAUUACUUUUGCUGACAAUUUAAAGCAAAUAUUUUACAGUGGAGAAGGAGAUGCACUCACCAGAGAUGGCAUCAUCAACUUCCCUCGGCUAAGAGAAUUGUCUCUUUCAUGUUGCAGCUUUUUUGGUCGAAAGAAUUUUACUGCCCAAUUGCCUUCUUUGCAAGAGUUAACCAUUAAAGGCCACCAAGAAUUGAGUAAUUUGUUGACACAGCUCCAUGGGCUUACAAAUUUGAGAGGAAUAUAUAUUACAGACUGCAAAGGAGCACAAGAUUUAAUGCAGGUUGGAAGUUUUUUAACUAAUAGAAGAACUGGGCAUGAACUUUCACUCUUGAGUUUGGAAACAUUACACGUAGACUCCUUCCCUGACAUGAAGUGUAUAUGGAAGGGUCUCUUGCUGAGUCAUUUGACUACUUUGAUGGUGAGGAAAUGUCAAAGACUAGCACAUGUAUUUACAAGCAGCAUGAUUGCUAGUCUAGUUCAACUGAAAGUUCUAGACAUAUCAACCUGUGAGGAAUUGGAGCAAAUAAUUGCUAAGGAUAAUGAUGACGAAAAGCUUCAGAUAUUGUCAAGAAGUGAUCUCCAAUCUUUAUGCUUCCCUAAUUUGUGUCGGCUUGAAAUCGAAAGAUGCAACAAGUUGAAGAGUCUCUUCCCAGUAGCCAUGGCUUCAGGUCUCCCAAAGCUCCAAAUACUAAAAGUAAGCCAAUGCUCUCAGCUAUUGGGAGUAUUUGGGCAGGACGAUCAUGCUUCACCUUUCAAUGUUGAGAAGGAGAUGGUGCUCCCUGAUAUGCUGGAGCUGUUGCUAGAAAAUUUACCAGGUAUAGUUUGCUUCAGUCCUGGAUGUUAUGAUUUCUUAUUCCCUCGUCUGAAGACGUUGAAGGUGUAUGAAUGCCCGAAGCUGACCACAAAAUUUUCUACUACAACAAAUGGUUCAAUGAGUGCUCAAUCAGAGGUGCUGCUUAUUGGACUUGAUUUCUUGCCUCUCUUUUAG